Sturnus vulgaris (Common starling) is the source of this 1905-nucleotide messenger RNA. Lineage: Eukaryota; Metazoa; Chordata; Aves; Passeriformes; Sturnidae. The record is from RefSeq and is a predicted model, not a curated record.
AUGGCAGCCUGCCUGUGCCAGGGCUGGCAGCUCUCACUGCUCCCUGCCAUUCUGCUCAGCCUCCACAGCCCACCAUCAGCCCCCGAGCCAGUGACAUCCCAAGACGCUGCACUGCUAGCAGGCGUGACCGAGGACAUCCUCUGUUUCUCCCGCUCCUUCGAGGACCUCACCUGCUUCUGGGACGAGGAAGGAACAACAACUGGGAUGUACCAUUUCUACUACCAGUACAGCAGGGAUGUGCCCACAGAGUGUAUGGUCUCCACGUGGCACCAUGGGGCUGGUGGGAAGCGACAUGUCUGCGUCUUCCCCAGCCAGGAUGUGCGGCUCUUUACCCAGCUCCACCUCCGUGUCCUAGAUGCCACCACAAACAAGACGAAGUAUUGGCGGGAGCUCAGUGUGGAUGCAGUGGGUCUCAUUGCUCCCCCAGUGAACAUCACAGCCCGCUGGGCUGGGGCUGCAGGGCAGCUCUGCGUGUCAUGGCAGCCACCACUCGCUGACUUCCUGAACUUCUUCCUCUACGAGGUGCAGUGCUGCCCUGCCAGCUCUCCAGGGAUGCCCUGCAGCACCACACUGAAUCCUGGUGGGCAGCACCCUGGGGACCCCUCCAUCCAGUCAACUGUCAGCACCCACACACCCAGGGCUGGGGCAUCCUCCCCGGCAGUGGGGCAGAGGCUGGUCCAGGCCAACACCUGGGUGGUGCUCCAGGACCUGCAGCCAGGGGUGAGGUACCACAUCCAUGUGCGCAGCAAGCCCGACGGUAUCUCCAUGGACGGCAUUUGGGGGCCCUGGUCACAGGCAGUAGCUGCAGAGACACCCCACUCCUCUGGAGACAUCAGGCUGUGCUGCAGUACCCCUGACCUGCGGCAUGUGCACUGCGAGUGGAGCUGGGAUCCUGCAGAGCCCCACAGUGCCCACCAGCUCUUCUACCGGCCACCUCCAAGCGGGGCUGGCACAAGGGAAGAUGCAUGGCAACAGUGCGAGGAGGUGAGCAAGGGGGCACAGGGCACCCAUGCCUGCAUCUUCCAGCCUAAGGCUGGCAGUGCCAUCUCUGUCCUGGUGAAUGUCACCCGGACCCAAAAGCUGCCCACACUCAGCUACUUCAAGGAGCCCUUUUGGCUGCACCAGGCUGUGCUCACAGAUGCCCCACAGCUUGUGCAGGCGACAGUGUCACAGGGCCGGCUGAGCCUGCAGUGGCUGCCGCCCCUGGAGCUGCUGGCAGAGCAGAUGGACUACCAGGUCCGCUAUGCCAUAGAGAACAGCAAUGACUGGAAGGUCCUGCAGGUUCCACGAGCAGCUAGGAAAGAAGUCCUGGACCUGCGGCCAGGCACCCGCUACCACGCCCAGGUGCGGGCCCAGCCCAGCGGGCCGUGGUACCAGGGCAGCUGGAGCGCCUGGUCCAAACCUGUUGUGGUUGAUGCCGCGGCUGAUGCGGGUAAGGGACAGGGCAGGGCUGGAGGCUGCGGCCAGAGGAGCCGCCCGGCUGAUCGUAGGAGACGGAGAGUCCAGCGUUCCUCUUCCGAUGCAGGCUGGCUCAUCCCCAGUGUUACGGUGGUGCCGCUGCUCUUCUCAGCGGUGCUCUUGGGGCUACGGUGCACCUUCCCCUCCUUCUACAGCAACGUGAAGCAGAAACUCUGGCCGCCCGUUCCUGACCUGCACCGUGCUCUGGGCAACUUCCUCCAGGACAGCGGCAAGCACGGCCAGGCCAGCGCCUUCGACAAGCAGCCGCCAGAGGAGGCCGUCCUGCCCUGCCUGCUGGAGGUGCUGCCCGGCCCGCGGCGUGAGGCGGGCCCGCCGCCGGAGCACGCUGGGGGCCGCCUGUCCAGCACCGACAUCGCCAACCAGUCCUACCUGCUCAUGAGUGGCUGGGAGCCGCGGGGAGCCACUACUGCCCCCACCCCGCCAUAA